AUGAUGGUCCCUGCUGCCUUCAUCUUCUCGCUCGCCUCGCUCAUCUCGGCGGCACGCAUCGAUACCAAACCGAUCGAAGCUCGUGAUGCCAACAGACUCGUGCACCGUCAUAAUGGCCCUUAUACGUGGUGUGGCAUCAAGAUUGAACUCCCUUUGGCCAAGGAUUCACUCGCGCUCCAAUGGAGCCUCAAAUGGAACUCGAAAUCGGGAACCUACCAGGUCAACCCCGAAGGCAUCAUCACGAGCGCAAAGUACAAUCCUUCUGUCAUUGAGAACGGCCAGACGACUAUCAAUCCCAGCUUGGCAGUAUCUGGCCAGCUGGACGACGCCACCAAGGACACCUUCGAUGUUCUUUUGCAGCUCCAAAUUGCACAUGAUGGCAACAUCGAAGCUGCCGGCCUCGUGCAAGCAAAGUAUAACGGUGUGGCCCCUGCCAACAUGCCUUCCUAUCGCUUCCAGUGCAGCGACGAUCCUAAGCAAGCAAACAAGUACACGAUACCCGUGAUACCCGUGCGCGACAUGUAUGCUCGCUGUGUACCAGGCUGA
Mixia osmundae IAM 14324 is the source of this 546-nucleotide messenger RNA. RefSeq lists its product as uncharacterized. Lineage: Eukaryota; Fungi; Basidiomycota; Mixiomycetes; Mixiales; Mixiaceae. The record is from RefSeq and is a predicted model, not a curated record. The transcript is spliced from 2 exons. Bases 1 to 546 code for a protein of 181 amino acids.